UGCAGCUAGGGAUUGGUUCAGGAGCUUUUAUUCUUCACUCCACUCCCGAUCUUCCGCCCAAUUAAAAUUCAAAGCCUGCCGAAUCUAUCAAUUCUACUUUUUCCUAAAUUAUUUUCUUAGAUCAGAACAAGGAAAUGGUUCACAGGUAUGGAGUUUGCUGAUUCGGAGAAACUAAAGUAUCAUGUUGCAGUGCGUUGAGGGAAUUAAGCAUGUUUUUGUUUCCCUUUUGCGGUGCUGCGAUCUUGACUUGUAUAGUCAAUCCAGAGGCCUAGACGAUCCUGAGAUACUAGCCGGGGAAACUGUGUUCAGCGUAAGUGAAAUUGAGGCUCUUUAUGAACUUUUUAAGAAGAUCAGCAGUGCCGUGAUUGAUGACGGGUUGAUUAACAAGGAGGAGUUUCAACUGGCUUUAUUCAAGACAAAUAAGAAAGAGAGCUUGUUUGCUGAUCGGGUAUUUGAUUUGUUUGAUAUAAAGCACAAUGGAAUACUCGGUUUCGAAGAGUUUGCACGUGCCCUAUCCGUCUUCCAUCCAAAUGCCCCAAUUGACAAUAAGAUUGAAUUCUCUUUCCAGCUGUACGAUCUCAAGCAGCAAGGUUUUAUUGAGAGGCAGGAGGUGAAGCAAAUGGUAGUGGCUACUCUUGCAGAAUCUGGAAUGAAUCUUUCGGAUGAUGUCAUUGAAAGUAUAAUUGACAAGACUUUUGAGGAAGCUGACACAAAGCAUGAUGGGAGGAUUGACAAGGAAGAAUGGAGAAGUCUUGUUUUGCGACACCCGUCUCUCCUGAAAAACAUGACGCUUCAAUACCUCAAAGACAUCACCACAACUUUCCCAAGCUUUGUCUUUCACUCGCAAGUGGAUGAUACUUGAAGUCAAGGGCAAAUUACAUUUUGCAAGUUUUCAGACGAUAUUGGUCUCUGAUAUGUAAAGAAGGGUCAAGAAAAUUUUCUCAUUAUUUAUUUAUUUUUUGUUUUGUUCUGUUGAGAUUUUUGGCCUUGCGUGAUUUUGUUCAAUGACUGAACUCUCUAGUACAUUCUCCCUUUUAGGUUGUAAGUCGAAGGCAUUCUGGUCUGUUUUAUGUUCUCUUAUUAGCCUACUUCAAUAAGAUUUUGAUUAUUUUGGAAAUCUGUUCU
This is a messenger RNA of Morus notabilis, 1125 nucleotides long. RefSeq names its product calcineurin B-like protein 3. Bases 182 to 862 code for a protein of 226 amino acids. Lineage: Eukaryota; Viridiplantae; Streptophyta; Magnoliopsida; Rosales; Moraceae. The record is from RefSeq and is a predicted model, not a curated record. Gene Ontology annotation, molecular function: calcium ion binding; kinase binding. The transcript has 9 exons. Gene Ontology annotation, biological process: calcium-mediated signaling.